AUGGCACAGGCUUCUCAACACACGAAAUUUCGAUGGACCGAAAAUCUCACCUGCCGGUUCAUUCAGCUUCGUAAAGAAAAUGGAAAGCUCUUUACUGGCCGCAAAUAUUCUGCCCAAGCUGGAUGGGAGUACAUUUUACAACAGAUGCGCGAAGAAUUUCCCAGCAUAAUGACGAAUGUGCACUACAGGGUGUUGAAGAAGAAAUGGUCGAACCUGUUACAGCAGUACAAAGAACUGAGAAACCCGGUACACGGCGACAGAAACAAUGCGGACGACGUCUCUUGGCCGUUUUACAACGCGAUCGACGAAAUCCUCGGUUACGACAGAGACACCACGGUGUCCAAUGACGAAUACAUCGAUCCCCACGAAUUCCUCUGCGUCUCCGUGACACCGGAAGAGCCCACCUCAUCCGCGGACGCGCUUCCGGCCGUAUCCAACCCGGAAACCGAGCGUCGGACCAACGACUCAUUCUCUGAACCAAGGUUACGAGCUUUUGGCGUCGAUUGCUCCAUAGAAAUCGAGAAAUUACGAUCUUCUGGUAGUAUCAGACAGAAGAGCAAAAAUGGCGGGAAGAGGAAAAGGAUCGUCGCGAUACCGCGAUUACCGCGCACCACGGAGUUGACGAUCGAGAAAGUGACGUCACAGGUGGACUGCUCUAGGGACAAGUCCCAGGUCCAUGGAAACGACGUCGUGGCGAGCGUGGAAAAAGAGCGAACGUCGUGUAACGAGGAUGAAGAGGAUAGGCCGAGAAAGUCGCGAAGAGGACGACUUGCACCGUAUCGUGGGGAUCGCGAGUCACGGACCGAUCGUCGUAUCGAGCAGAUCUUCGAAUAUAUCAAGAGACGAGACGAGGAAAACAGAUCGAUCAUGGUGAGGCUGAUGCAAGCCGUGGAGAGCAUUGCUAAUAAGCUGUGA
Habropoda laboriosa is the source of this 915-nucleotide messenger RNA. RefSeq lists its product as uncharacterized. The coding region runs from base 1 to 915 and encodes 304 amino acids. Lineage: Eukaryota; Metazoa; Arthropoda; Insecta; Hymenoptera; Apidae. The transcript has 5 exons. The record is from RefSeq and is a predicted model, not a curated record.